Molecule: messenger RNA, 1850 nt
Organism: Magnolia sinica
Lineage: Eukaryota; Viridiplantae; Streptophyta; Magnoliopsida; Magnoliales; Magnoliaceae
Product: ankyrin repeat-containing protein BDA1-like
Exons: 2
Coding region: 37-1449 (470 amino acids)
Cellular component (GO): plasma membrane
Molecular function (GO): protein phosphatase regulator activity; protein phosphatase 1 binding
Source: RefSeq, a predicted model, not a curated record
AGCAAAAUCACAAAUUAGUCUCCAAUAAGCUCUGGUAUGGACAACCACGAGACUAGGCUUCGUCAAGCAGCACUCAAUGGAGACACAAACGCCCUCCAUCAGCUACUCCGAGAAGACCCACUCCUCCUACAAAACAUCGGAGCUGAAUCGGCCACAGACACACCUCUACACAUAGCAUCAUUGGUAGGCCAUGUUGAAUUCGCUGCUGCAGUUCUGGAACAACAGCCUGACUUAGCCCGAAUCCGCAACGAGCGAGGUUUGUACCCUUUGCACUUGGCUUCAGCUAAAGGGCACGUAAAAAUAGUGGAAAAAAUGCUGGAGGUCGACCCUUCUUUCUGUAAACUCUGUGAUAAGGAGGGGAGGACUCCUCUCCAUUCUGCAGCAGCAAAUGGCCAAGUUGAAGUAUUGGAAAAUCUACUACGUCGCCCUGAUGCUGCAACCACUCAUGCCCGAACAGAGAGAGGAGAGACGACUCUACAUCUCUGCGUGAAGUAUAACCAGUUCGAGGCGGCUAAAAUUUUGGUGGAAAAGGAUAAGAUGCUGGUUAACAUGAAGGAUGAUCAACACAACACGGUCUUACACCUUGCAGCUGCAAGAAAACAAAUUCAGAUGCUAAAGCUUUUUCUCAAAUCAGACGUGGAUGUGAACGCCGAGAAUAUCCAUGGUUUCACGGCACUUGAUGUACUAGUACAUGGUCCAAGCGAAAUAGGAGACAUGGAAAUCAGCGAAAUCCUUGUGGAUGCUGGAUGUGAUAGACGCAAAAAACUAACAAACAAAAGCAAGGAAGAAAAUGAACCAUCUAAAUGGAACUGCUUCGCACUCAAUAGGAACGAAGACGGGAAGAAAAAGGAAGAACAGCUAAACGCGUUGCACAAUACAAUUCUACUAGUUGCAACCUUGAUUGCAACGGUGACCUUUUCAGCUGGGGUCGCCCCUCCUGGAGGAGUCUGGUCUGAACCACCAUCCACCCAUUUGUCAAUCCAUGCUUCACCACCUUACUUUCCAGGCACAGCUAUUCAUGACAAGAAACAAGACUUCGAUACGUUCCUAGUUUUUGAUAUGAUAGGGUUUGUGGCAUCACUCAGCAUAAUUCUCUUUUUAAUAAGCAGGUUGCCUUGCUUGAACCGUUGUAUGACAUGGAUCUUGGUGAUAACCUUGUGGGUGGCCGUAACCGCCAUGGCAUUGGCUUUCAUCUAUGGCACCCAUCUCAUCAUUGCUCCCAACAGGUUUUCCCGCAUAUCAAGCUGUGCUCUUCUAGCCUGGACUGCGCUCGUGAGCAUCAUUCUCAUAUGCCAUUGCAUCAUUGCCAUCUUUCGUAUACUCAAGUGUUUGGUGUCCUCAGUUCCCACUUGCUUGAGGAAGUGUGGAAUUUGCAAGAAAGAGGAAAAUCAGUCACCAGGCAGCCGCGGCAAUCAAAAUGAUGUUCGCCAAGGUUGUUACCUUUGCUGAAGAUCGAUGGGCCUUGCGCAUCAGCCACCAUGUAAAUUUGAUGAACUAGUAUGAUUUCGUACAUGUGGGGUUCAGGUUUAGUUCUACAAACUAUUGAUGUUGGAGGUUUACAGCUGAACACUUAGAUAAACAUAUAACAGUGGAUGUUGUAAUCUUUCAACCUAAGAUAAUUCCAGUGGCCCAUCAUAGCAACUAUAUGAAUCUCGAUCCUAACCCCUAUGUACUACCUGUAUGGAAUUGGUGUACUAGACCUGUGCUUGGGAGGAUGAGCCUACCAUUCAUUCCUCCUAUGUGUUGAUCCUAUUUUAGUGUGAGGGAUGUCCAUUUCCCUUGUGGCUUGUUUCUUGUUUAGCUUUGAUUCUAGGUGUUUGUAUAGAUGUUGAAGUUGUACGUGUAUCUUU